Messenger RNA from Nomia melanderi (Alkali bee), 613 nucleotides. RefSeq names its product mitochondrial single stranded DNA-binding protein (gene mtSSB). Gene Ontology annotation, cellular component: mitochondrial nucleoid. Gene Ontology annotation, biological process: mitochondrial DNA replication; positive regulation of helicase activity. NCBI's taxonomy places the organism in Eukaryota, Metazoa, Arthropoda, Insecta, Hymenoptera, Halictidae. The record is from RefSeq and is a predicted model, not a curated record. Gene Ontology annotation, molecular function: single-stranded DNA binding.
GUUCGCUCGUGCCUCCAGAGGUCAGUCGAGUCGGCAAACGUGUUCGAAGCGUGGUAAGAGCUUUGUUUCUUUUGCGGCUUCGUUUAUCGCUAAUUUUAGUCGUUACUAAUCACAAUUCACAAUGUUCCGAAAUGUUAUACCGAGAACGAUGCAAAGUAUUUUAGGUGUUAACUAUAAACAAAUGUGUACAAAUAUGAAGUUGGAAAAAACUAUUAAUCAGAUCACCCUAUUGGGAAGGGUAGGAAACGAUCCGCAAAAGAGGGGAAACGAAGAACAUCCCCUCGUUACCUUUUCCCUUGCCACGCACAGUAACUACAAAUAUGGGAAUGGAGACUUCGUGCAACGAACAGACUGGCACAAAAUAUGCGUUUUCAAACCAAUGCUCCGCGACACUGUGACAACCUACUUGAAAAGAGGCCAGAGAAUACUAGUCAUGGGAAAAGUGAGUUACGGUGAAUAUAAAGACGAGGAAGGUCAUGCGAAACCUAGCACGGCAAUAAUAGCAGAGGAAAUUGUAUUCUUUCAUAUACCUUGACCCAUAGAUUUGCACAUACCAAUUUUGUAAGCAUUUUUGAUUAUCGAAUAAAGUACACCCCGGGCGAGAUUGCGAAUA